Messenger RNA from Haliotis rufescens (red abalone), 4204 nucleotides. Its product is annotated as endoplasmic reticulum lectin 1-like. Lineage: Eukaryota; Metazoa; Mollusca; Gastropoda; Lepetellida; Haliotidae. Gene Ontology annotation, biological process: endoplasmic reticulum unfolded protein response; retrograde protein transport, ER to cytosol. Bases 133 to 1479 code for a protein of 448 amino acids. Gene Ontology annotation, cellular component: endoplasmic reticulum lumen. The transcript is spliced from 14 exons. The record is from RefSeq and is a predicted model, not a curated record.
AAGCCCGGGCCUACUAUUAACUGCUGCCCUAAAGUAUGGCGUCUGCACGAAACUCAAAUGAUAACAGUACGCGUCAUCAGUAAACUGCAACCAUUUUAUUGUUGUUGUAAAUGAAACGGUUGGAAGUGCAAUAUGAAUCUGUAUACGCACUAUGCAUUUAUGUUUCUUUUUUCGAUAUCUACCUCUGUCGGAGGGGAUUUUGACCCGUUCAUGGAUGCCGACUUAUUCAAGAUAACAUGGCCAGGAGCAUCAGAAAUUGAUAUUGAGAAGACAGUUGAUGAAAGCCGGGUAGUCGUUAUGACCACAAACAAGGAGAGGUACCAGUGCAUCCUGCCCGAGUCACGCGACAAGAGAGAUAGCUCUAAAAGCGACUAUGAGGGGCAGACAGCUGAUGAACUGAUGAACAUUCUCUUUACUCAGACCACAUGUUCAUACCGGAUUGAAAGUUAUUGGACGUACGAACUAUGUCAUGGCAAACACCUGCGACAAUAUCAUGAGACAAAAGAUGUCGGGCAGAAACCUAAAGUUCAAGAAUACUUUCUUGGUUAUGGAAAAGUGGAUAAAAAAGACGAUUCUGAAUCAUCAAAUAUAAAGAUCCGGAAAGUAGAAGGUAUUUCUCUCCCCUAUUAUGAAGUAAACAUGACCGAUGGAACCGCGUGUGAUCUGACACAACAGCCUCGGAGAACACGCAUCUUGUACGUGUGUCAGCCGGAUGGCCACGGGGAAAUCUACGAGUUCAAGGAGAUGUCGACAUGUGAAUACGAGAUGAUGGUGUUGACAUCUGUGCUGUGUGGACAUCCAGACUUCAGACCCAAGAAUUCGCCUGUGGGUGAGAUACAGUGCCGCGCUCUUGAUGGAUCCCCAACGAAACCAACACAAUUAAAGAGAAUGGAAAGAAAUGUAGCCCACACCAGAACACCCUCUCCGGAGCCAGCUCCACAGCCGACCCCAGAGGUGGUGCCAGACAACGUGGCCACCAAGAUGCCCCCACAGUACGUCGAGCAGCACAAUCUGGGCUCCACCACCGACAAGCAGCUGCUGCGAGAGUUCAUGACUGGAGACUAUUGUCUUAAAGGGGGCCAGGGAUGGUGGAAAUACGAAUUUUGUUAUGGAAUAUAUGCAAGACAAUAUCAUGAUGAUUCUCAGGGAAGAACAGUCAUCAAUUUAGGUCUCUGGAAUGAAGCAGCUCAUUUACUGUGGUUGGAGCAAAAUACUCAAAAACGACCACGAGAAAUAGGAAAAAGAAAAUUUAUUUCCCUGUUCUACAGUGGUGGAGACAUAUGUGAUAUUACAGGCAAACCCAGGACAGUAGAAGUCAAAUUGAAAUGUGUGGUGAACACCAACCACCCCCACUCUGUCGGCAUCUACCUCAUGGAGCCGUCCACGUGCGCAUAUAUCCUGGGUAUCGAGUCUCCCAUCUUCUGUUCAUUGCUGGACAAGGCAGAUGAUAAUGGAAUAUUGAGGAAUAUUGAGACAUGAUGAUUUCGUUAAUUAGGGUUUUCAAAAGUUGUAUAAUGUUUAAAUUACAUUAAAUUACAGUUGUAUCAUAAAUGCAACAAUCUGGAAUUCAAUUGUAUUGGUGGCAUACAAGUUAUCUUAAGCAGGACAUUAAGGUUGAGGACAAUAGAUUAAAUCUUCAAGUUAGGCAUAGGUCCAAAUAUGAAAUUAGAUUCAAAUUCUAACAAGAAUGUAUACAAUAUAAUUUAGUUCACAACUAAAUGCCACAUCCCACUCAUAUUAAAUUGGUAUAUAUUUCGUGCAGAGUUGCAUCCCUUGUGCAUGCAAGGAACCUGUGAUUGUGUGUUCAAAUUCACCCUGAAUCCUUGGUUUUGUCAGCACAAUACCCAGGCUUUACUCCCACAGCUGAUGUGACAAAAUGAAUCUUUAGAGAGCAUUAUUCCCAACUCUUCCACUCAGUGUUUGUAUCUCGAUAGUGUAAUCCGACCUGUGAACAUCAGGAUAGAGAAUGCGUCUUCAGCAACCCAUGCUUGCCGUAAAAAGCGCUUAUGCUUGUUGAGAGGCAACUAAUGGGAUCGGGUGGUCAGGCUUGCGGACUAGGUUGAUGCAUGUCACCGUAUCCCAAUUGACGUCAUAUAGCUGGAAUAUUGCUGAGUGGGGCAUUAAACUACAAACAAACAAACAAAUGAUAGUGUAAUCAGAUUUAGACAAAUGGUUAUUAGCCUUAUUUUGGAAUUGUUUUAAGCGUUUAUAUUCAAUCUUACCUGUUCCAUCAACAGAUCACAUUAAUGCAAGUACAAUGUAGUUAUUGUUUAUAGAUUUUAUAAAUUGUCAGUGUUAAAAAGCAGGACCUUUUAAUAGAAAAAAAUGUUUUGGGGCACUGGAUUUUACCUUCAACGAAGUUGUUCACAUGUUGUUGACAGUACUGUAUUUGCUGUUUGAUAUUUAUGUCUAUUGCUGUACUCGAGCCUUGUUAAAUGCCUUUUGGCAGAAUCAUAUGAGUUUAUGUUCUCUCUCAAGCUUGGAGAUAAACAUGUCUUGUUACGUAAAGAUUGACCACAGUAUCAAUCAGUAGCACCAAGCGUAUAUGGAGCGACAGGGUAGCCUAAUGGUUAAAGCGUCAGCUCGUCACACUGAAGACACAGGUUUGAUUCCCCACAUUGGUACAAUGUGUGAAGCCAAUUUCUGGUGUUCCCUGCCGUUGAGUAGCAUCUAGUUGGAAACAAGGUGCUAUGCAAAUCCAUUAUUGUUAUUGUCCUUCACUGUGGCAUCUAUUCAUUGUUCAGACUUAAGGGGCUCCUCUGGUCCUUGAGAUUCGCUCCUGUAGUAUCUAAGGACCUAAAUGUUUAACCUUCAGCAUUAGCACAAUAAGGAUCCCUUGACUUUCAUGCAUAAUCCUGAACAAUUGUCUAUUGCAGUACGAUAGACAUUAUGCCUUAUAUUUUUAUAUUUGGUUCACAAUAUUAAAUACAGGUGGUCAGAAUUUUGUUUUUGAAAUAUCAACUCCACAAUAAAUUUACUAUUAAUGAACAUGAUGAAUGAAAAUAAGGCUGUAAUACGGGAAAUCAGUUGUUAGUAGAUUCCGCCUUCUUUGUAUACACCCUCAAACAUCUCAACUCGUUUCAAGAGAUUGUUUGUAAAUGGUCGUGAUUUCAUCAUCUAAACAGCAAUAUUUUAUACAUUCCUGGGACAACACACCAUACAUUUUGUGAAACAAUCCACCCUUAAAAUUUAGAAUUUUGGCUUUUUUUCAUAUUUACGUUUUCUCUUUAGUAAGUUUGGUUUUGUAAACCAGCUAAUGAAAUACAAAAAGACCGCUUUAAUAGAAGUAUGACAAGAAAGAAAUAAUCACAGGCUUCAACAAAAUCAUCUUUAUCUAUCCUCACAUAGCAUAUGUGGACAGGUUUUAAGGAAUAGUGUAUAAUUUCCUUUAAACUUUUAUUUAAUAAAAAAUGUGUUUCCAUGCAUUAUUGCAUAUAUCUGGAGUUCAAUCAUUGGUCUUGAACAAUUCCUUUAAGUACCCUUUGAAUUUUAUUUUGACAAACGUUUAUUUAUGUUUCCCUUUUUGAAAACUUGUCAGACGAAAGAACAGGGCUCUCCAACUGUUAAAUGUUUUCAUUUUGACAGUGAGAUAACCAGAGGGUGAAGUAUUGUGAAGCUGUGUGUUCAAAUCUUCAGAUGAGCAAAAUGUGGCGCCAUUUCUUACUGGCCCUGUCUUCAUCGUUCUAAUGUUAUUGCUAAAUCCCUACUCACUCACUCACUCACUCACUCCACAUUUGUGGUAAAGGGAAGAACAUAUACCAGCUGUUUUUUGUUUUCAAAGGGCAAAUCUCCCCAGAAUUUAUACAGUAUUUUAAUUUCUCUUUCAGCGAGGGUUCAUAUUUUAACUGAAGUUUUCUGAAUAAUGUUGAAAUAUUUGUCAAUUCUUGAUCAAAAGGAAUUCCGUUGUCGUGGUUAUGGAUUAUUUUUUUACAAUGAUGUUGGAGAAUGCAUUUACAAAUAUUGAAGAAUAUCAGGUUUUGGAGAUUUAUUUCUACACGAAAACAUAAUUGAAGAGUGUUUGUAUAGCAUGAAAACUCCAAACUUGGUUCAUGAAUAGUUGAUAUCUAAGUUUGAGAUAUCCCUGUAUUAUGCUAUGAGGUUGAUCUCACAGCUAACAUUUCCAUAUACAAAGUGUACAUACUGUCACUGGCUUAUGUAAAUACGGACCACAAUGUUCUAUGCAGUAAAAGACUUUUAUGAUAAA